Messenger RNA from Rotaria sp. Silwood1, 751 nucleotides. NCBI's taxonomy places the organism in Eukaryota, Metazoa, Rotifera, Eurotatoria, Philodinida, Philodinidae. The record is from the annotation of a GenBank genome assembly.
AAGAGAGAAUGGAGGGGGUCAGCAUAUGGGAGGAUGAGAGAAUGAGGGGUAGUGGUGGGUGUGAGUGUGGACGUGAUUGUGUGAGUGUCACUUAUCUGCUUACCCACACCCUCCUCAUGAGAGUUUUAUCGUCUAAUUCAAACAUACAAUUAGCCACUGUAGUUGAAAAGAGAGGGCAGAAUCUUAUACUCGAUUAUAUAAAAGAAAGUACACAAGUUUUGUGAAAAAUGAGCAUUAAUAGAAUUCGUCGUGGUUUUAUUGAAAAAGACGAAUGCGAUGCUAUAAAGGCAUUCGAAGAUGUUGGACCUGAACAACAGAAAAUAUAUGGCAAAAGCUUUUGUAAACCGGUAAUAAAAAGUUAGCAUAAGAAGAAGAAAAGCUAUGAAUUGGUGGCUGCACAUAUCACACAUGAUAUAACACCGAAAAUCUUGCCAAAAUCACAUAUGUUUAAUCUCCCACUUGAUGAAAACUCACUAUCAAGUGAACAAGUUGAGGAGAAUAAACAAAGUAUAGAGAAAUUAACAAGAGAUCUUCACCUAAAAACAAUGGAACUUUAUCUAAAAAUAACAAAAGAAGAAUUUGCUUUCAAAAUGAAAGAUUAGAAAAACUUCUUGAGGAGUUUCCACAAGAUAAAGGUAAUGGACCAUUAACACAAGCUGUUGCUAAUGUUAAUGAUGAAGAACCUUUUGAUGAAAAUAAUAAUGAUGAGGAUGAAGUUUUUACACAACGGCGUCCCCUUGGACAAAGAUAA